AAUGACCACUAGUUUGUUCGUUUAAGUUUUGUUUAAACAACCUAAAAAUUACAAAGUGAACAAAGUUUUUAAGCUUCUCUGACUAAUAUUAAUAUAAUCAAUUUUAUUUUCUGAAUGAAACAUAAAGAAAAUUACGGGUGGGUCGAAAUAUGCAUAGGAGUAAUGUAAACGGCGAAGAUAACACAUAGUGACUGUUCUAAUAAAAAUCUAUAAACAAUACAAAUAUGUAAAGAAGCCUUAAAACAAGGACCCUAGAGGUUGGAACAGGUGCAGGCAUACCAUACCGGUAAAUAUGUUAAUCAUUUACACAAUUUUGAAAGUUUGCAACAUAAAGAAUAAUCAAAUUUAGCAAGCUUAGCACCACAUUAUCAUAUUCUCAAUUUCAGUUUACAUACGUGAAAAAUGACUACUCACUGUAUGUUUCUGUACAUAUAGGUAUUUACAAGUAAUAAUCGUUUGUGACAAAAUGUUGUUGUAUAGUAGUAGUGUAGUGGUAUUAUGUGCCAUUAUAACUGAGCUGAUCAGAUCGAAUAUCUUUUUUCAAAUAUUCAUUAAACAUGUAUGUACUUGGGAAGUGAAAACUGAAUUUGAAUUGCGUUCACACGGGAGUUUAAUGCGAAUUAGUUUAAUUCGUAUCAAUUUACAAGAGACGGUUAUAACGUGAUACACUCCAACAAUCCCAAACUUUUCUGAGACGUCACCUUAUGAAUAUAAAACGAGAGCUAGUUUGCUUUCAUUCUAUGUUUGGUUUAGCUUGAUGUUAUUUACAUUAUUGAUAGAAAACAGAAGUUAUUUUGUGUUUGUUAAUUUUUUUUUUAUUUUUUUCAUUCAUAUGUGUUAUAUUUUCGAUAGAAGUUACAUUGUGAUAGAAUUUUUUCCAUUAUGAAAAUACUUUUGAUAGAUUUUUUUUUACCUUUUUAGUUUGUAUCAUGGAUAAAUUCAGUGUGUUAAUAACUUAAUGACUAUUGAUAUUCAUUUUAACUGAAAAGGUAUUUUUAUAUGUUCAGUUCUAAUGAAAGAGUUACAUUUAAAAAACAAAUUAUCUUAAGGAAGGAUAUUGUAUUUAAAGAUUGCAUAAUAUCUAUUGAAAAAUGGGGUUACCCACAAUACUCAAAUAAAUUGUGCUGUUUUCCGAAAAUGAACUCCCGAGUAAUAUGCGUAGUUUUUAUUAUGCUUUAAAUUCUUUAAAUUCAAUAUAUAUUUAACGCGGAGAAAGGUAUAUAUUUAUUGCACUAACUUAUCUUGAAAGCAAUCGAUAUCCACUUUCACUUUCGCUUUUAAAAUUCGCCUUAAAGGGCUAGGAUAUUCAAGGAAAUUCCUUUCCACAGAUAAAUGAUGUUAUUUCUUGGGAUGAAUAUUUCAUGGGAAUCGCCUUUUUAUCAGCGAAAAGAAGCAAGUAUAACGUACGAACGGUUGGAACAUGUAUAGUUAACAGUGAGAGAAGAAUCGUUACAACAGGAUACAAUGGUUUUAUUGACCCUCAAAGAAAAAAGACCAAACAGAAAAAUGAUCCAACAUUUUCAAAGAGCAAGGCGGAGCAAAGUCUCUUUGUUUGCCAUGCUGAAAUGAAUGCCGUUAUAAAUAGACACGGGACUAGUCUUAAAGAUUGUGUUGUGUAUGUUACUCUCUUUCCGUGUAAUGAAUGUGCCAAGCUUCUGGCACAGUCACGGAUAAGUAAAGUGAUAUAUUACGCCAAUGAUAAAGCCGAGAAACCCAAAUACAAAGCAUCUGCAAAAAUACUAAAAUAUGCAGGAAUAAAAGUGCAAUGCUACAAACGACUUAAACGUGAAAACAGAUCCCCCGUGCGGAAGAAGAUCAUGCUUGAUUUUGAAAAGAUUGCUUUUCAAAGAAAUUAAGAGAACAAGGAAUUUCAAAAGUCUGCAUGCGUUUUUAUUUUCUCUGUCUGGGUGGUUUAAAGUGAUCUACGUUUUUAACAAUUUCAAUUAUUUCCGCUCUUAAAUUUCUAGGAAUAAUUAGAGUGAAACUAACAUAACUUUCAUUUCAAAUUAACAAGACGCCCCGUUUAAAAUUAUGAAUUUCCUGUUUCUAUAUGUAUAUAACGGGAAAGUGUGAUUGUAUUCAUUUCUUCAGUAAGCAUGAUAGAUUUGAAACAUGACUAUUGAAAUUGUACUGCUUUCAGGAAAUGAUUGUUUUGAUAAGAGUUAUUACUUACUUGCACAAUUAGUAUUAUAAAAAUUCUAUGUUAAUCAACGUAGUGAUCAUUAUGAUCAUUUUGUAUAUGUUGCUUGAAUAGUAUACACUCAGUGUACUUCCUUAUUAAAAUCCCAAAAACUAAUACAUGAUUACAUGCAGAAAUUUGUACAAGAUGAAUAGGUAGGAUAUCGAAAACGAAUCCAAAAUUAUGAAGGAGAAAAAUACUAAUUUAUACAU
Saccostrea cuccullata (small rock oyster) is the source of this 2391-nucleotide messenger RNA. RefSeq names its product probable deoxycytidylate deaminase. The record is from RefSeq and is a predicted model, not a curated record. NCBI's taxonomy places the organism in Eukaryota, Metazoa, Mollusca, Bivalvia, Ostreida, Ostreidae. Bases 1362 to 1856 code for a protein of 164 amino acids. The transcript is spliced from 5 exons. Gene Ontology annotation, molecular function: zinc ion binding; hydrolase activity.